This is a messenger RNA of Fraxinus pennsylvanica, 2334 nucleotides long. NCBI's taxonomy places the organism in Eukaryota, Viridiplantae, Streptophyta, Magnoliopsida, Lamiales, Oleaceae. The record is from the annotation of a GenBank genome assembly.
AUGAAUCUUGAAAGUGGGUUUUAUCAGAAUCGUGCCAAAAAAGAGUCUUGGAGAACAGUAUUGACAUUGGCCUAUCAGAGUUUGGGUGUUGUUUAUGGAGAUUUGAGUACAUCACCAUUAUAUGUAUACAAGAGCACUUUUGCUGAUGACAUUGAACAUUCUGAGACUAAUGAAGAAAUCUUUGGGGUUUUGUCCUUUGUUUUUUGGACAUUAACUUUGGUUCCUCUUUUAAAAUAUGUAUCCAUUGUCCUAAAGGCUGAUGAUAAUGGUGAAGGAGGCACAUUUGCUCUAUACUCUCUUUUAUGCAGAUAUGCGAAGGUGAAUUCAUUGCCUAAUUGUCAAUUAGCAGAUGAGGAUUUAUCGUCAUACAAGAAUGAUAUUACUGGUCCGGCUCCGUCGACUUUUGGGGCUAGGCUAAAAUCUACUUUGGAGAAGUAUAGAAUUUUGCAAAAAAUUUUGUUCGUAUUGGCUUUGAUUGGUGCUUGUAUGGUGAUUGGGGAUGGUGUAUUGACUCCAGCAAUAUCAGUUUUUUCUGCUGUUUCUGGUGUUGAACUUGCCAUGUCAAAAGAGCAUCACAAAUAUGUAGAAGUCCCCGUUGCUUGUCUCAUACUGAUAGCUCUAUUUGCCCUUCAACAUUACGGCACCCACAGGGUCGGAUUCUUGUUCGCACCUGUGGUCUUAACAUGGCUUCUAUGCAUCGGUGCUAUUGGUCUGUACAAUAUUUUUCACUGGAACCCUCAUAUCUAUCGCGCUCUAUCCCCAUAUUAUAUGUACAAAUUUCUGAAGAAAACACAGAGAGGAGGCUGGAUGUCCUUGGGUGGGAUCUUGUUGUGUGUAACAGGUUCAGAAGCAAUGUUUGCUGAUCUGGGACACUUUUCCCAGUUGUCAAUAAAGAUAGCCUUCACAUCCAUUGUUUAUCCAUCACUGAUCCUUGCUUAUAUGGGGCAAGCUGCUUAUCUUUCUCGGCAUCAUGAUAUUGAAAACAAUAAGCGUAUUGGAUUUUAUGUUUCUGUUCCAGAAAAACUACAAUGGCCUAUUCUGGUGACUGCCAUACUUGCUGCCGUGGUCGGAAGCCAAGCCAUCAUUACUGGAACUUUUUCGAUUAUUAAGCAAUGCUCUGCACUCGGAUGCUUUCCGAGAGUCAAAAUUGUACACACGUCAUCGAAAGUUCAUGGGCAAAUUUAUAUCCCCGAAAUCAACUGGAUUUUAAUGAUCUUAUGUUUGGCUGUCACUAUUGGCUUCAGAGACACGAAUCGUAUGGGCAACGCCUCAGGUCUGGCAGUUAUUACUGUUAUGCUGGUCACAACUUGUUUGAUGUCUCUAGUUAUCGUCUUAUGCUGGCACCGGAGUGUCAUCCUUGCAAUUUUGUUUGUCUUAUUCUUUGGGACAAUCGAAGCCUUGUAUUUCUCUGCUUCUUUAAUCAAAUUUCUGGAGGGAGCUUGGGUUCCAAUUGCCCUCUCAUUCAUCUUAAUGAUAGUGAUGUGUGUCUGGCACUAUGGGACACUCAAAAAGUAUGAAUUUGACCUCGAAAAUAAGGUCUCUAUUGAUUGGUUACUCGGUCUGGGUCCUAGUUUGGGUAUUGUACGUGUUCGUGGCAUUGGCGUUGUACACUCAGAACUUGUAUCUGGAAUCCCAGCUAUCUUCUCCCACUUCGUCACCAAUCUUCCGGCUUUCCACCAGGUUCUUGUUUUCCUUUGUGUUAAGUCCGUCCCAAUCCCUCAUGUUAAACAUGAAGAACGGUUCCUUGUGGGGCAUAUUGGUCCAAGAGAGCAUAGCAUAUAUAGAUGCAUUGUUCGAUAUGGUUAUCGUGAUCCUCAUAAAGAUGACAUGCAGUUUGAGAAUGACCUUUUAUAUAGUAUUGCUGAGUACAUCCGGACAGGGAGAACCGAUUUGAAUAAUGCGGACGAAUAUUCGACAAAGCAACACGAGGAAAUGAUGGUGCUCGGAACACCUUCAACUCAUUUAAAUGGAAUCCAAUUGUGCAACGACGAAGAACUGAGUCAAGACAUUGUUGGCACAUCGGAGCCUACAGAAACACAGUCUCCGUCUAUGAUCAAGCCAAGGAAGCGGGUGAGAUUUGUCGUCCCAGAGAGCCCGAAGGUUGAUACAAGUACACAUGAGGAGUUGAAAGAACUUAUCCAAGCCAGGGAAGCUGGCAUUACAUAUAUAUUGGGACACUCUUAUGUGAGAGCAAAGCAAGGAUCAAGCUUACUAAAGAAGAUGGUUAUAAAUUUGGGGUAUGGUUUUUUGAGUAGGAAUUGUAGGGCACCCACCUAUGGGUUAAGGGUACCACAUCCUUCAACAUUGGAAGUGGGAAUGGUGUAUAAUAUAUAA